Messenger RNA from Sporothrix brasiliensis 5110, 279 nucleotides. RefSeq lists its product as uncharacterized. NCBI's taxonomy places the organism in Eukaryota, Fungi, Ascomycota, Sordariomycetes, Ophiostomatales, Ophiostomataceae. Bases 1 to 279 code for a protein of 92 amino acids. The transcript is spliced from 2 exons. Gene Ontology annotation, molecular function: flavin adenine dinucleotide binding; oxidoreductase activity, acting on CH-OH group of donors. The record is from RefSeq and is a predicted model, not a curated record.
AUGAGUCUCCCCGACGAAUAUGGCAUUAUUGUUUGCGGCGGCGGCAGCUGCGGCUGCGUCGUGGCGGGCCGGCUGGCGAACCUCGACCACAACCUCAAGGUGCUCCUCGUCGAGGCCGGUGAGAGCAACCUCAACAACCCCUGGACGGCGUCCUUUUACGAGUCGCGGCCCUCCAAGUGGCUCGCCGGGCGCAAGGCGGUCGUGCCCUGUGCCCACAUCCUGGGCGGCGGCUCGUCCAUCAACUUAAUGAUGUACACGCGCCCUUGUAGCAAUGUAUGA